CUACAGACCACAGUGAACCAGUAGAUGAACAGCAGCGUCUCUCUGCACAGCUUCACAAACUGUUUUCAGGAGGGCAAGAUGAAGCUGGUUUGGCUCAGUGUUCUGCUCUGCCUUUUUGCCUGUCAUCUCAGUGAGGCCAGAGUCAUCCCAGAAGGAGUGCCAUAUGAUGAAUCACCAGCUGUUCCCUACUGGCCCUACUCCACCUCUGACUUCUGGAACUACAUUGAAUACUUCAGAUCCAUCGGUGCCUACAACCGUAUCAACGAGAUGGCCCGGGCCUUCUUCGCCCAUCAGCACCUUGGAGACACUCUGGGAUACGAGACCAAUGCGGGACAUGAACACUGAAAGGGGAGUUGAAUGGAGCAGGAAGACUGGGAAGGAGCUGAUGAGGAAAUAUAUACUUUGAGAGAAAGCGAGAAAUAAGAGGAAAUUAAUAUAGAAAUUCAAUGUAAAGCAUAGCAAGUAUAUGACUGUUGUAGUUUAGAUGUACAUGUAGAAUAGAGUAUAUAUCCCUUUUGUAGGACUGUAUGAUAUCUCCUGUGCCACAAAUUAAUAAACAUUUUUCAAAUAUGUGAUGAUCACCGGC
Messenger RNA from Scatophagus argus, 586 nucleotides. RefSeq names its product otospiralin (gene otos). Gene Ontology annotation, biological process: sensory perception of sound. Lineage: Eukaryota; Metazoa; Chordata; Actinopteri; Scatophagidae. The coding region runs from base 25 to 345 and encodes 106 amino acids. The record is from RefSeq and is a predicted model, not a curated record. The transcript has 4 exons.